Molecule: messenger RNA, 370 nt
Organism: Dentiscutata erythropus
Lineage: Eukaryota; Fungi; Glomeromycota; Glomeromycetes; Diversisporales; Gigasporaceae
Source: the annotation of a GenBank genome assembly
GGAGUUGAACUUUUCAACACAAGAAAUAGGGAUGAAAUUUGGUAUUGAGUCUUUAAUAGUAUCUAAAACUUCUAAAAGAGAAGAAGAAACAGGAGAGGUCAAAGAUCGAGAAAAAUUUGGACAUUUACGAAUUCUAUCACCUGAUGAUAUAAAAGAUGUACUUGAUAUAUUAUCUUCAGAAAAAGGCUCAACAGCAGUUAAGAUUCACUCAAUGUAUGUAGCUAAAACAGGCAAACGUAUUUCAGUAGAAACUAUACAAAAUACACUAAAAAGGUGUGGGUAUAAAGUUAGGAUUAAACCUAGAAAGCCUGCAAUAGAUGAAAAAACCAGAUUAGAAUGUCUUGCUUUUGCCAGAGAGCAUAUUAACUAG